GAUGGCUUUGAAGUGGAAAUUGACAGAUUUUCUCUCAAAUAAAAGUCUAAAAGUCCUUUUUCAAACCAAAAUAUUGAGUCCAGAAACGAAUAAGAUAAUCAUAAGAUGUCUUUCUACAACUGAUGAACAAAAGAGAGAGUUCAACCCAAAGUGGCAUUUGACAAUCAGUAAAAAAAAAAGACAGCCUCCUCCUGUCACUGCUGAGAAUCAGUAUGAAAUGGUAGCCAAGUCAACCACACCACUCUAUGAUAUUCCCUAUGAAGAACAACUUAAGAUAAAGACCAAGUACAUGCAGUAUGUUUUAAAAACCCUAGCCAACCAACUUCUUCACAACCAUAAGGGUCUGAAGCUGCAGUCUCUUGUCGACCAUAUCGGAGACUGUGAUGGCUUGGCUGGACCACUGGAGGCAAUCAAACCAUCGCCUGUCAUCACUGGUUACCGCAAUAAGGACGAAAUGAGUAUUGGAGAAGACGUCAAUGGAAAUCUCGUAGCUGGUCAUCUGGUUGGAAAUUACAUGUUCAAAAGUGAAUCUCCAACAUGUGUUCAGAUAUGCAGACUCAUCAAUGUAAAAGACAGUCAUAAACUGAUAGCUAAGCUCUACAACAGAUUCCUAACGAAGACAAGAUUCCCAGUUUGUAAUCACUUUGGUGACGGAGGACACUGGCACUCGAUCAAGAUCAGGUCAAAUCUAGAGAAUGAGACAAUGUUCAUUGUACGCUUUCAUCCACAGAAGUUAUCAGAGGACCAGAUCGAACUUGCUAAAGAGGAGUUGAGGGAAUUUUUCAUCUCUGGUGAAGGGAGUGUGUGUAACCUGUCUUCACUAUAUUUUCAGACUUGUUGGAAGGUGAAAUGCACGAACACUGAAUCUCCAUACAUCCUUCUCCACGGCAAACCUUGUCUCCAGGAAACUCUACAUGGAUACAAAUUCCAGAUCUCGCCAGACUCAUUCUUUCAGACAAACACGCUUGGUGCCGAGGUUUUGUACAAUACUGUCCGAGACUAUUGUGAAUUGACUAAAGAAUCAGUGUUAUUUGACGUCUGCUGUGGAACUGGGACGAUUGGUAUUAUUUUGUCUCAGUUUGUAAAGAAGGUUGUCGGGGUAGAGAAGAUCCAGCAGGCAGUGGAUGACGCUGAGUGGAAUACAAGUUUCAAUAAUGUAAAAAAUGCUGAGUUUAUUUGUGCGCAAGCUGAGGGAUUCAUCAAGGUCUUGAUGUCUCGGGGGGAAGUGUCGGACAACGAUGAUUUGGUUGCUGUUCUUAACCCAGGGAGAGGGGGACUGAAAAAGAAACUAAUCAAGUGUAUAAGGGAGUUUCCUGCCAUUAGACGAGUCAUCUACGUCACUUGUAAACCUAAAGGGUUUUGUUUCAACAACUUCAAAUCUUUAUGUCAGCCUGAAGACAAAGAAUACAAGGGUCAACCAUUUUUGCUUAAGAAAGCCGUCCCAGUGGAUAUGUUCCCUCAAACAAAUCACUGUGAACUUGUCAUGCAGUUUGCUAGAUGAUGCUCGUGUCUUGCUUCUAAUUGUCUUUUGUCACGGCUGUUGAUGUCAAAAAGUCUUCCGAAUCCCAGACGCUGUUGAGAUCUUCACAGGAUCAACU
This is a messenger RNA of Lineus longissimus, 1598 nucleotides long. Its product is annotated as tRNA (uracil-5-)-methyltransferase homolog B-like. Gene Ontology annotation, molecular function: RNA binding; RNA methyltransferase activity. The transcript has 12 exons. Bases 2 to 1501 code for a protein of 499 amino acids. Gene Ontology annotation, biological process: RNA processing. NCBI's taxonomy places the organism in Eukaryota, Metazoa, Nemertea, Pilidiophora, Heteronemertea, Lineidae. The record is from RefSeq and is a predicted model, not a curated record.